AUGGCCGAAAGGAGGGUCUCUCUGCCCAUCUCCAACAAGCGAGUGGAGGACAUCCUGAUGUGGCGGGACGUCCAGAAGAGCGGGAUCAUCUUCGGCAGCCUGACGGCGGGGUACCUCGUGCUGGAGUGGAGCGGCUAUAGCAUGCUGUCGCUGCUGGCCUACGCCAUGCUCGGCAUCCUGGGCGGCUUCCUCGUGUGGACCAACGCCGCGGCGCUGCUGAAGAAGCCUGGUCCUCCGAUCCCCAGCUUCGUCAAGGACGGAGUUUCAGACGAUGACAUCCUGAAAGUGGCCCAGAAGUUGACGCCUGCCAUCAACGAUGCUCUUGGCGUCGUGCACAGGACGAUCACAGGGGCAGAUAUGGUGCUGGCCGCAAAGGUGUGUGGAGCUCUAUUUGUCAUCGCGAAGAUUGGCGGCUGCUUCUCACUUUUCACUCUGUGCUACAUUGGCGUUCUUGCCGCGUUUGCGCUUCCCAAGGUGUACGAGCUCAAGAAGGACGAGAUCGACGGGGCGGCCGCCAAGGCGCUGGAGCAGGCGAAGACCCUGUACUCCAAGGCCGAGGCCAUGGCCAAGCAAAUCCCCAAGGCGCGGGCCACGGACAAGAAGACCGAGUAG
Molecule: messenger RNA, 612 nt
Organism: Ostreobium quekettii
Lineage: Eukaryota; Viridiplantae; Chlorophyta; Ulvophyceae; Bryopsidales; Ostreobiaceae
Source: the annotation of a GenBank genome assembly